AUGGAAUUGUCGGAAGGAUGCAUCGCUGAUAUUUUGUGCCACACUACUCCAUUGGAUGUCGCCAGGAUCUCAGUCAUUUCUAAGAUCUUCUGCUAUGCCGCUGAUUCUGACACUAUUUGGGAUCAAUUUCUCCCUUCUGAUUAUCAUUCCAUCAUUUCCCUAUCUCCGUCUUUGGCAAACGCUCCUUCAAAAAAAGCCAUUUAUCUUGCUCUCUUUGAUCACCCUAUCAUCAUCGAUCAGGGUAAAAAGAGCUUUCAAUUGGUCAGGAAGAGUGGGAAGAAAUGUUACAUGCUUGCUGCGAGAGGUCUCUACCUUUCUUUCCGCGACAAUGAAUUUUUCUGUCGCUGGGUCACCGUCCCAGAGUCCAGGUUCGAAGAGGUUGCCAAGCUUAAAGUUUCGCAAAGGUCUGCUAUUUGUGGGAAGAUAAAUACUGUUGAUUUGUCCCCAAACACUCAAUAUGCAGUUUUUCUUGUUUUUAAGCCGUUCAAUGCUCAUACAUUUCACUGCAAACCUACGUUGUUUUCGAUUCGCAUUUUUGGAGGCCCUAUCCGUACUAGGGCGGUUUGUUUGGACUUGAGGUCCGAAGCGAUGUCUAUGGACGAUGUACUCAAAUGUCCAAAUGUGAGAAGUGAUGGCUUGUUGGAGAUUGAGAUGGGGGAGUUCUUCAAUUCAGGCCUAGAAGAUGGUGAAGUAGAGAUGCGUGUUAUGAUGACAAUGGGGAAGGGCAGUUUCUAUCUUGAAGAAAUAGAAGUUAGGCCUAAGAUAUCUUAUCCCAUUAGUAAUAGUAGAUAAGCCUAGAAAAUAUGUUAAGGUAUUGCAACUUUUGGGAUAGAAAAUAUAUAUAUAGGGGAUGUUUCAUAUGAGAAAGCUCCUCUUAUGUGAGAAUGGUGAGAAUGAUUUUCAGCCAUUAGAUUUAAAUAAAUGACCAGAUUAACACAC
Molecule: messenger RNA, 939 nt
Organism: Lotus japonicus
Lineage: Eukaryota; Viridiplantae; Streptophyta; Magnoliopsida; Fabales; Fabaceae
Product: putative F-box protein PP2-B12
Exons: 3
Coding region: 1-792 (263 amino acids)
Molecular function (GO): protein binding
Source: RefSeq, a predicted model, not a curated record